Molecule: messenger RNA, 1775 nt
Organism: Cuscuta campestris
Lineage: Eukaryota; Viridiplantae; Streptophyta; Magnoliopsida; Solanales; Convolvulaceae
Source: the annotation of a GenBank genome assembly
CGGACCGUCGCCCAAACUAAAUUUCCCAGUGAAACUGAGGAAAAAGAAGUGAACAGAAUGGAGCUCGGAUUCCGGCGGGGAAGUCUAUCCAUAGAUUCCAUCGUUCUUACGCCAAUUAAAUCCAACUCGAAUUAAGGAUUUUUAGCAAAUAGUGUAUCGUGGUUGCCGGAAUGAUUUUUUGGGGUCGGACGCUGUCGCCGGAAUCGGGACUAGGGUAUCUGGUUCCGUCGCCGGAAAAGUUCUGGGGAAGAAAUGUUGUUGGAGAAGGAGCAGUGAGAGGGACUCGGAGCUAUGGCGCUUCGUAUUCCUAUACCUUCGGGGUUACGUUGAUCAUAUUCAUUUGCCACUUGCUCAACAAAUUCCGAUGUUUCCGACGUCUCAUGUCUUCAUUGUUGUAUUAUUCUCAUUCUUUGUGCGGAUCAAGCGGCCAACGAGGAGCUGCUCCUUCAUAUCCAGGCUCUAUCCGUGAUCCUGCAUCACAUAUUUCUUCAUCCCUUCUUCCCCAAUCUAGGAUUUCUACAAUCAUAUCUGAUUUGGACCUGAAGAAUUUGAUAGAAAACGUGGACGAGAAGCUCCAUGAUAAUGAAAGGUGGGAACAUGUCAUUGACCGGCGAGAAGAUCUUUUUUCCUACACAGCAAAAUGUUGUAAGCCAAAGGAUGGGCCUCAUAAGUAUUUAAGUACUACAGUAUUUGAAAAUUGCUCCAUUGAAGUGCUGAGAGAUUUUUACAUGGAUAAUGAUUACCGGAAAACAUGGGAUAAAACCUUAGCAAUGCAUGGUCAGUUACAAGUGGACAAAGACAGUGGGACUGAAAUUGGCUGGAUGGUAAAGAAGUUCCCCCUCAUGACUCCUAGAGAGUACGUAUUAGCUUGGAAAAUCUGGGAAGGCAGCGAUGGAUCAUUCUACUGUUUUUGCAAGGAGUGUGAACAUCCUCUAGUCCAUAGACAGAAGAAGUAUGUGCAGGUUGCACUAUACAGAUCUGGCUGGAGAAUCAAGGCAGUUUCGGGUACAAACAAUGCCUGUGAGAUCAAAAUGGUUUACCAAGAAGAUUCUGGUAUGAAUGUUGAAAUGGCAAAGCUGGUUUUUGCAAAGGGCAUAUGGAGUUAUAUUUGCAAGAUGCACACUGCACUUCGCAAAUACUCAACAGUAGACCGUUCUCGACUAACCUCAGGCGUGAGUGCAGUCACUUUAAUUCAGAAGGUCCCAACCGAGUUGGAAGCUAAUAGCAGCACAACCAACACAAUCCAAGCAGGAACCUCCACAAGUAGGGACCACCUCCAUCCCGUAUUGCCAUCCCAUGAAACCUUCGCAAAGAAGGUGACGAGUAAGCGACCAAUCAAAUUGUUGAAAAAUGCAUUUCUGGUCUUAGGGGGCGCGGUCUGUUUGUGCCGUGGCCAUUCCAACUUUGGCAUGAAGGUCGCCGUGUUAUGCAUCUUGGUAAAGCUUACGGCGAAGCAAAGUGCUUCGCAAGAAGCAAAAGCCAGGGGGAGAGCAGCUGGUGCUCAUUGUCAUCAAGAUUUUGGGACGACGAUCCAAUGAGUCGACCAUAUAGAGAUUAAUGAAUGAUAUUGUCUGACUUUUGUAUAACUUUGAGCAAGUUGCUCACUUAUUGCUGGAAAUUUUCAGUUUGAGGCGUUGCGAAUUUGCUUGUUGCUCGUCUAAGUGUUAUUGUUUUGUUCAUCUUUUUCGUCAACCCGCUUGAUGUGUUUGUAUGAUUUCUAAAAUUAAGACAAGAUUCUCUAAAUUUUGAAUUUUCAAUAAAUAAGCUAACUUUUA